GGGAGCUGCUUGACCCCAUCCUGACCCGGCCUUCACCCGCGCUCCCCGCUGCCAUGAAGAGGAAGCCGGGGAAUGGGCGGGGGCCGGACCCUGCGGCCCCCCAGCAGCGAGCCCGCUCUGUCACCAAGCCAGCAGAGUACGUGGGAUCCUUCAUGGUGGAGGAGCUGGACCUGCAGCAGCGAGCGGGGCGGGUGGAGGAGCAGCUGCAGGCGCUGAAGGACUGUCCCCGCAGGAGGUCGGUGGUGCUGAGGUUCAGCUUGCAGGGGCUGAAGGUCUACGGCGCUGAUGGGGAGACGCUGCUGAUGGCACACGCGCUGCGCCGCAUCCUGUACAGCACCUGGAGCCUCCCCGACCGCCAGUUCGCCUUCGUGGCCCGCAACCCCCAGAGCCCCCCCAGCGCCCUCUUCUGCCACCUCUUCGUGGGGCUCCCGGGAGAGGUCCAGACCCUGCACCUCCUGCUCUGCCGCUCCUUCCAGCUCUGCUACCUCCUGGCGCACCCCGAGGAGCAGGCGGCCGAGGGGGAGCUCCCGGGGCCGGGGGUGCUGCGGGAGCCCCUCAACCCCGAGGAAGUGUCACGAAAUGUCAACGCCCUCGUGUCCUUCCGGCGCCUGCCCGGCCUCGGCCCGCUGGGCACCGGGGACCGGCGGCCGGAGGCGGAGGGCAGAGCCUGGCGCCCGGGGAACCCCUACUGCUCGCCGGUGCUGGUGCGCAAGAAAGCCAUUCGGAGCAAAGUGCUGCGCUCGGGAGCCUACCGGGACUGCGGGGCCGAGGGGCAGCUCCACCAGCAGCCCCGCGACGCCGCGGCGGCGGGAGGGGAAAGCAAAGGGGCGAGGAGCUUGGCCUUCCUGCCCGAGAACGAGCGCGUCCUCGCCGAGAGCGUGUGGUCCUUCGCCGGCAUCGCCAGGGCCGCCGGGGUCUCGCUGCUGCGGCGGGACGUGCCCGGUUCGUUCCUGCUGCGUGCCGAGCCCGGGCUGCCCAAGCGCUGGUGCCUGUGGGUGCGGGCGCCGUGCGGCGUGGUGAGCUACGGCGUGCUGCGGACACAGCACGGCCGCUUCUGCGUGGAGCACUCCAACGCCGAGUUCUCCAGCGUGGCCGCCCUCCUGGCGCACUACUCCGGGCCACCGGGGGGCUGCUUCUGCCGCCUGGGCCCGGGCCGGCGCAACCCCGGCUACGAGGAGCGGGACCGCGGCGGCGGGGCCAGCGCGGGGCCGGGAGAGGCCGCCUGGGCCCCCGCCGCCCCCGCCGGGGCGCAGCACGAGCGGGGAUAG
Camarhynchus parvulus is the source of this 1268-nucleotide messenger RNA. It is a transcript of the gene SH2D5, whose product is annotated as SH2 domain containing 5. Lineage: Eukaryota; Metazoa; Chordata; Aves; Passeriformes; Thraupidae. Bases 54 to 1268 code for a protein of 404 amino acids. The transcript is spliced from 9 exons. The record is from RefSeq and is a predicted model, not a curated record. Gene Ontology annotation, cellular component: postsynaptic density.